ACAAUCCGCAACACUCCUUUACGCACUGCGUGAGGACGGGUGUGGUUUUGCUGCGCUGCUGACAUGAACCUUGACUGUUUUAAGUAGGGGUUACGGUCUUUUUCGGGAGAAAUGGAGCAUGUUUUUAUUAUUGCACUCAUUUUUUUGUUCGGUCCCCCUUUCGGUUGGGCCAAAAUUGAAGAUCGAUAUUUUAAAGUUGGUACAAAGAUCGAGGUGCGGCCUCCUGGGGACAGCGCUACGAGCUUCACCCGUAUCCUGUGGAAGCACAACGAGAAUUUGGUGGCAGAAUGGGCCACGGGUGAGGAAGUGGAGUUCUAUUCCACUUACAAAGGCCGUACGACAUUAGACACGGCUACUGGUCUUUUGACGAUCAGCUCCACGACGGAAAAAGACGCCGGAACGUAUAAGGUGGAAAUCAACGACAAGCUGCUUGACGACUCAUACAAUGUCGUAAGUAUCCAGGACGUACCGGUGCCCCAUGUGUGGUCAAAGCCUGGCAUGGGGGACGACCAGCGGAUAUUGAGCUGCGAAGGGGACGUGUCUAAGGCCGGACCCGUGGAUUACUACUGGAAGAUCGGGAUAGACGAAAACGGGCCCUGGAUCAAGACCACAACCGACAAGUACACGCUGAUUAAAAACGAGACGACGACGCGCAUUCAAUUCAUUUACUGCAAAAUGGUCAACCCUAUCGGAGAGAAGGAAAGUUCUCCUGAGAAUAACCCUUACUAUGAUCCGGGGCCCCCUGUUGGAGCCAUAGUAGGGGGAUCAAUGGUGUUUCUGACUCUAAUUGUAAUCAUUGUGGUCGUGGGAGUUCUACAACGGGAGAAACUCAAGACUCUUCUUUGUCCCGGUGGAGAUCAGAGAGUUGAAAACGGUCCCGGCGCACCAGCUGAAAACGUUAAUCUCAAAACCACAGAAGACGGUGCAGGUUGAGGGUCCCAGGAUGUCAUGUUUUGUGGAUCAGGCUCCUCAUCCCAUCUUAAGUCUGUUACACGUGGUGUUUGAGGAGAGCGCUUCAUAGGAGAGAACAAAAUGACAUUGCUCAUGAAUAGAUGGAUUAUGUAUAGGCACUUACCAUUUGCACUGGAUUUUACUGAGCCUUACCCCACUGCCCAGCCAUGACGUUAAAAUUAGUUCUGUUAAAAUAAUGUAAUAAUAAUAACUGGCAUGCACAGAGGAUGUAUAUUACGGUGGUAUUAAAACAAACCACUACCCUGUUUGAAAGUAGAUUUUUAAACAUGACUAAAACUCUUAAAAGAUGUAGGCUAUGUGACCAUUGGUUCAAAGGACAUUGUUCGCCUACACGAUCAGCCACCUUUUAGAAUUUCACAUUAAAUGAUCCAUUGUAUGUGUGUGUAUAUUUGUUUGUAUUUGUGCGACAGGUAACUGCUCUCCUUGCACCUUUAGAGACAAGCCAUUGAGGAGGGGGAUCAGCCAGUGGUGGAGGAACAACUCUGUUUUGCUACUUAAGUAAAAGUACAGAUACCAGAGCAAAAAAAUAAAUACUUGAGCACUAAAAGUAUGUGAAUUUUGUUCAACAGAAACAAUAUUUUUUUCUUGCUGUUUUUUUUUUGUAUAUUUGUGUUUGCUCAAACUACAAACAUGCUAAAAAAAAAACCCUCAGCCGCUUCAGCAGGUCUCAAAUAAUCAUGAAAACUACUUUUUACUUUUCAGACGUGUUCAAGAAUGUAGUGGAGUAGAAAGUACAGAUACAUUGUCUCAAAUGCAAUGAAGUAAAAAGUAAAGAAUCCACUUUAAAAUGUACUUAUCUACACAUUUUAGGUAUCUGUAUUUUACUUACAGUACAGUAUUUUACUACUUUUUAAUUUGUAAUGUUACACCACUGUGAUCCGUGAGUGUAGGGCCUCUUUAAUACGCUACUUUUAAAUUGUGCAGUGUUUGAUGAAUGUUUAGUGCCAGAAAAAAGCGAGAGAUGUAAUUGGCUAAUAUAUGAAGAGCUAUAUUAAAUUCACAUUCUGACCACUUGAAUUGUUUAAGGUCAAAUAAAUCAAGCUGUGGCUCUGGGUGGGUUUAGGCAGUGGCUGAUAAGGUAACUCUUCAGCUUUAAUAUUUGCAGCUGUAAAUGGACUUUUUGUUUUAGGCUUUUUAAAUGAAUCAUGUACGUAACAGUGGGUUUUCAUGUUUGUCAAUCCUCUGAUGUAUUUUAACAUCCAUUCACAUCUUGAUGAUUUUUUACAUCAGAAACAGGCAUUUAAAAAUCAAAAUCCAAAAUAUUUAUUUAAAAUUUGAAAGUAUGAUGUGCCUUGGAAUAAAAGAAGUGAAUGCUGUUUUAA
Messenger RNA from Boleophthalmus pectinirostris (great blue-spotted mudskipper), 2294 nucleotides. RefSeq lists its product as uncharacterized. Bases 112 to 933 code for a protein of 273 amino acids. NCBI's taxonomy places the organism in Eukaryota, Metazoa, Chordata, Actinopteri, Gobiiformes, Gobiidae. The transcript has a single exon. The record is from RefSeq and is a predicted model, not a curated record.